GGCAGGUAAAGGCUGGUGUGGGACUGGGAGCGGAACCUGUAGUCCCCGCCCGGACAGAGUCAGCCACCAGUCUCCUCGGUCGGCCUGGUGGCGGGUGAGCGCAGCUGAAUUCUGUUUAGGGGGCUAGUCAGUUCUUGAGGCUGGUCAGAGGAGGAACGGGGACGUCCGCUUCAGGGGCACAAGGUUGAGGAAAGAGGGAAACACCGGUCCCCCAAGAGUUGAGCUGUGUGGUUUUGGAGUCCAAGGCUUACUUUGGAGAAGAGGGAAGAGUUGAACGAAGUGAAGCAAUGAUCUUGUGAAUCAGUACGGGAUCAGGAGGUCUCCUUGCUAAAGGACCCCAGAUCAUGGCUCUCCAACCCCGAAGAGUCCGGCUGAAGCCCUGGCUGGUGGCCCAAGUGGACAGUGGCAUGUACCCUGGUCUUGUCUGGCUACACAGGGAAUCUAAACGCUUCCAGAUUCCCUGGAAACAUGCAACUCGACAUAGCCCUCAACACGAGGAGGAGAAUACUAUCUUCAAGGCCUGGGCUGUGGAAACUGGGAAAUACCAAGAAGGAGUUGAUGACCCCGACCCAGCCAAAUGGAAGGCCCAACUCCGAUGUGCGCUAAACAAGAGCCGGGAGUUCAACCUGAUGUAUGAUGGCACCAAGGAGGUGCCCAUGAACCCAGUGAAGAUAUAUGAAGUCUGUGAUAUCCCCCAGCCCCAGGGUUCAAUUAUUAACCCAGGGUCCACAGGGUCUGCUCCAUGGGAUGAGAAAGAUAAUGAACUAGAUGAGGAAGAGGAAGAUGAGCUAGAUCAAUCACAGCCCCAUAUCCCUAUCCAGGAUGCCUUUCCUUUCCUGAACAUCAAUGGCUCUCCUAUGGCGCCAGCCAGUGUGGGCAACUGCAGCGUGGGCAACUGCAGCCCUGAAGCAGUGUGGCCCAAAACAGAACCCCUGGAAAUGGAAGUACCCCCAGCUCCCAUGCAGCAUGACUUCUUUAGUUCUCCAGAAUUAUGGAUCAGCUCUCUCCCAAUGACUGAUUUGGACAUUAAAUUCCAAUACCGUGGGAAGGAGUUAGGGCAGACAACGGUGAGCAACCCUCAGGGCUGCCGACUCUAUUAUGGUGAUCUGGGGCCCAUGCCAGACCAGGAGGAGCUUUUCGGUCCUGUUAGCCUGGAGCAGGUGAAGUUCCCUGGGCCAGAUCAGAUCACAAAUGAAAAGCAGAAGCUGUUCACCAGCAGGUUGCUGGAUGUCAUGGACAGGGGACUGAUCUUGGAAGUCAGUGGCCAUGCCAUUUAUGCCAUCAGAUUAUGCCAGUGCAAGGUAUACUGGUCUGGGCCAUGUGCCCCUUCACUUGUAGCCCCCAACUUGAUUGAGCGGCAAAAGAAGGUCAAGCUAUUCUGCCUGGAAACCUUCCUCAGCGAACUCAUUGCCCGCCAGAAAGGACAAAUAGAGAAACAACCACCUUUUGAGAUCUAUUUGUGCUUUGGGGAAGAAUGGCCUGAUGGGAAACCCCGAGAGAGGAAGCUCAUUGUUGUUCAGGUUAUUCCAGUGGUCGCAAGGAUGAUCUAUGAGAUGUUUUCUGGCGAUUUCACUCGGUCCUUUGAUAGUGGCAGUGUCCGCCUGCAGAUCUCAACUCCGGAUAUCAAAGAUAAUAUUGUUGCCCACUUGAAGCAGCUAUACCGCCUCCUCCAGACCCAGGAAAGCUGGCCUCCCAUGAACCCUCCCCCCAACAUGCAUAUGACCCCUGCCCUACCAGCCCAGUGAUCUUGGUUGCUGCAGCCCUCUUCCCUUUUUCUAAAUAUUGUACAUAUGGAUAUUUUUUAUUAUUCAGAUUUGUUAACUGGCUUUUAACUCUACCCUCCUCUCUAUAACAAUGUUAAUAGUUUCUGUAUGUUUCCUACUCUGCCUAGCUUUUUUAAAAACUCGAUUUUAAUUUAUAUCAAAGAUCAGAUUGUAUAAAUUUCCUAUUUUUUAUUAUUGAAAGACCCAUUGGGGUUAACCAUAGUGGCAUAAUAGAAGGGAAACAAUCUAGAAUGGGAGUCAAGAAACCUGACUUAUAGAGUAAGGUUAAGCUUUUGACUUGUUAUGUGACUUUGACCAUGCCUCUGGGCUGCUCUGAAAAAUGAGAUUGAUCUCAAUCAUCUCUGGGGUCCCUCCAACUCAAACAUUCCAUGACUCAGUGGCUGAAUUCCCCCUUGUAAAAAUAUUUCAGAAGAGAAUGUCUUCCCUUACCCCAUACUAGUGUUUAGAGCAAAGAAUCCUGGAUUGGGAGUCAUUGAACCUGUGUUUGAAUACCUGGCCCUGUCACUUAACUACUUGUGUGUGGAAACCAGGGAAAAUUACUUGACCUCUCUGGUCUUCAGUUUCCUCAUCUAAAAAGAGAAGGAUUUGGACUACGUGCCCUCCAAGGUCCUCCAACUCUAAACCUGUUUCCCUAUAUUGCUUUGUCCUUGGACUACCAAAAUUGUCUUUCUUUCAUUAAAUUUCCCACAAGUGCUAA
Molecule: messenger RNA, 2481 nt
Organism: Vombatus ursinus (common wombat)
Lineage: Eukaryota; Metazoa; Chordata; Mammalia; Diprotodontia; Vombatidae
Gene: IRF6
Product: interferon regulatory factor 6
Exons: 9
Coding region: 345-1745 (466 amino acids)
Biological process (GO): regulation of transcription by RNA polymerase II; immune system process
Cellular component (GO): nucleus
Molecular function (GO): protein binding; DNA-binding transcription factor activity, RNA polymerase II-specific; RNA polymerase II cis-regulatory region sequence-specific DNA binding
Source: RefSeq, a predicted model, not a curated record